Messenger RNA from Poeciliopsis prolifica (blackstripe livebearer), 579 nucleotides. RefSeq names its product gastrula zinc finger protein XlCGF57.1-like. NCBI's taxonomy places the organism in Eukaryota, Metazoa, Chordata, Actinopteri, Cyprinodontiformes, Poeciliidae. The record is from RefSeq and is a predicted model, not a curated record. The transcript has a single exon. The annotation marks the transcript as partial.
CAGCACAUGAGGAUUCACACUGGUGAAAAGCCGUUUUCAUGUGUGAACUGUGGAAAAAGUUUUAGUCAUAAACUUUGUUUAACUCGGCACAUGAUGAUUCACACUGGUGAAAAGCCGUUUUCAUGUGUGAACUGUGGAAAAAGUUUUAGUCAUAAACUUUGUUUAACUAGGCACAUGAGGAUUCACACUGGUGAAAAGCCGUUUUCAUGUGUGAACUGUGGAAAAAAUUUUAGUGGAAAACAGCAUUUAACUCGGCACAUGAUGAUUCACACUGGUGAAAAGCCGUUUUCAUGUGUGAACUGUGGAAAAAGUUUUAGUCGAAAACAGCAUUUAACUCGGCACAUGAUGAUUCACACUGGUGAAAAGCCGUUUUCAUGUGUGAACUGUGGAAGAAGUUUUACUGAAAAAAAGGGAUUAACUCAACACAUGAUGAUUCACACUGGUGAAAAGCCGUUUUCAUGUGUGAACUGUGGAAAAAGUUUUAGUCAUAAACUUUGUUUAACUCGGCACAUGAUGAUUCACACUGGUGAAAAGCCGUUUUCAUGUGUGAACUGUGGAAAAAGUUUUAGUCGUAAACAG